GUUCCGUGACGCAUGUUUCGCGCGAAACUCAGUUUUGGAAGCUAAAAACAAAUAGCGUCUUUGAAGAAGUUGAAAAUGAGUAAGAAGGAUAACGGCACGUCAGUCAUCCUUGCAUAUCUGAAUGAGAAGAACCGACCAUACAGUUCUCAGGAUGUAUUUUGUAAUUUACAGAAGCAGCAUGGAUUGGGAAAAACAGCAGUGGUCAAAGCUAUGGAUCUGCUGGCUCUAGAGGGCAAGAUAAAGGAGAAAUCAUACAACAAGCAAAAGAUUUAUUUCGCUGAUCAGUCUCAGUUUAAAGAUGUGGAUGAUGUAGAACUGAAGGCGAUGGACGCUCAGAUUUCACAGCUCAGCGCAGACGUGCAGUCCAUCACCCAGAGCUGCAGACAGCUGGACGCAGAGCUGAAGGAGCUCAACAGCGCCCUGACAACAGAGGAAGUGAUGUCAGAGAUCAAGGAGCUGAAAGCAGAGUGUUCGGGGUACAGAGCGCGCGUGGAGAAAAUAAAGUCGGCCACAAAUCACGUCACACCCGAAGAGAAAGAGAAGGUUUACACAGACCGGAAUGUUUACGUGAAAGAGUGGAAGAAGAGGAAGAGACUGGCUUCAGACAUGAUGGAUUCAAUCCUGGAAGGGUAUCCUAAGAGCAAAAAGCAGUUCCUGGAGGAAGUUGGAGUUGAGACUGAUGAGGACUGUAAGGUGGUCGUUCCAAGUAUUUGAAAUAUCUAAAAAAAAAUGCUUGUUCCUUCAUGUCGGCUUAGCCACACUUAGCUAAGAAUAUAGCUCACACCUCAGAGCAGUACGGGCCACAGUGCAUUGUUUAUAUAUAAGCAUAUUUACACAAAAGCUUCCGUUUGCAAGACUCAAAUGUGGAAUUUCUAGAUUUACACAUGCUUGUCACCUUAUAGUUGGUUUAUUUGACCCUUUUUAAAUAAAAGCCAUGAAACCAAUCCUGAGUUCCGAGGAAAAUGACAAUGAAUUAGUUAUAAGCUUUGAGAGCUGUAUGUUAUUUUUCAUGUGUUAAAAUCCAUAUUGUUCCCUAUUUUUGGAAAACUGUAAAUAAAAGACCUUAAGAGAU
Messenger RNA from Trematomus bernacchii (emerald rockcod), 1072 nucleotides. It is a transcript of the gene psmc3ip, whose product is annotated as PSMC3 interacting protein. Gene Ontology annotation, biological process: homologous chromosome pairing at meiosis; meiotic joint molecule formation; meiotic strand invasion involved in reciprocal meiotic recombination. The record is from RefSeq and is a predicted model, not a curated record. Bases 76 to 714 code for a protein of 212 amino acids. Gene Ontology annotation, cellular component: condensed nuclear chromosome; DNA recombinase auxiliary factor complex. Gene Ontology annotation, molecular function: recombinase activator activity; double-stranded DNA binding. NCBI's taxonomy places the organism in Eukaryota, Metazoa, Chordata, Actinopteri, Perciformes, Nototheniidae. The transcript has 8 exons.